Nylanderia fulva is the source of this 1656-nucleotide messenger RNA. RefSeq names its product transformer 2 (gene tra2). The record is from RefSeq and is a predicted model, not a curated record. NCBI's taxonomy places the organism in Eukaryota, Metazoa, Arthropoda, Insecta, Hymenoptera, Formicidae. Gene Ontology annotation, molecular function: RNA binding.
GUUGGUGCGUUCAUUUGUGUACAUCUGGAAGCCCGGCGUUUCCUGUCGAGAGAUACGCCAUAUUUAUCGUGAAUCGACGACACGGAGUGUUGCUUGCUCGAGAGUCUUUCACUCCGUCUUUCUUUGAUUUAAGGGACACAGAGAAGAUAAACGAUGAGCGACAUCGAGAGAAGCGGCAGUCGCAGCGCGAGUCCACGAAGGCCGCGAACCGCGGACGGCGGCUUGAGGGAUUCGCGAUCGCACUCGCGAUCGCGCAAAUCACGAGAACGGAAGGAGUCGCAUAGAGAGGUCAAGUACUCGAGAUCGCGUAGUCGCUCGGUGUCGCGCGGUCGCAAAUCCUACCGCGGUAGCAAGUACACAAAUGUCGGUCAUCGCGGAAGCAGCCGCAGCCGGAGUCGCUCGCCGUAUCGUAGCAGCCGCUAUUCUCGCAGCAGAUCGCGCUCGUAUUCACGGUCGCGGUACUCUCGUGACCGGCAUGUAUAUCGAUCGCACUCCAGGAGCCCGAUGUCCUCCAGGCGACGUCACGUCGGCAAUCGUGACAAUCCCUGCCCUUCUCGGUGCUUAGGCGUUUUCGGACUGUCGAUUUUCACUACUGAGCAACUUCAUCAUAUAUUUUCGAAAUACGGCCCCGUCGAACGAGUACAGGUCGUUAUUGAUGCUAAGACUGGAAGAAGUCGAGGAUUUUGUUUUGUAUAUUUCGAAUCGUCAGAGGACGCCAAAGUGGCUAAGGACCAAUGUACAGGCAUGGAAAUUGAUGGAAGAAGAAUAAGGGUAGAUUUCUCUAUCACACAGCGUGCUCACACCCCGACACCAGGAAUAUACAUGGGAAAACCUACGCAUCUGCACGAUAGAGGAUGGGAUGGACCUAGACGUAGAGAAAUCAGUUAUAGAGGAAGCUACCGUCGCUCUCCCAGCCCAUAUUACAGCCGCCGACGUUCUCGCUACGAUCGUUCCAGAUCACGUUCUUAUUCACCACGUUUUGAAUCAAGAGGUAUUGGAUGAUAGAGGGAAGUUUGAAGUUUCUCUCGCUCUGAAAAAAUGAGUUUUGAAAAAUUGAAGACAAGAUAUCCGAAGACACGUUUAUCUUGCUCACAUUGUCAAGAAUCUGAAGGUUUUCUCGGUUGCUUGUGACAAAGAAUAUGAUCUGCAAUUCAUUUCCGGCUGAGAAGUCUCAAGCUUAGAAGAGAACUUCAAGCGCUCAGUAAUGCAAGUCCGAAGACAAGUCGAGUUGAUCGUCAGAGCCCCCGACCGGGACGGAAACGAAAUCGUUUGGUUGGGGGUGAAACAGGGCCGAGAACGUGUUUCCGAAAAUAUUCAAGAAGCAUCGAAAUAUAUAUUUCAUAUAGGGAUGAACGUAAGGUGCUCCCAAACCUUUAUACCGAUCAUAUUCUUUAUCAGUUGGUUUGGUUGCUAUACGCCAUUUUAUUCGCAUCAAAGAAAUAUAUAUAUGUAUAUGUGUGUGUGUAUAUAUAUAUAUAUAUAUAUUGAAAAUAAAAAUAAAAAAUUGUGUGCCUCUACCAUGUCCUCCCUCCACCAUCCUAAGACCUCUCCAGGAAAACAUCGUUCUAUUAUGAAUUUUAUCUAUCCAAUAACUAUCCAAUAAUAAUCAGACUAUCAUAUUUCAUCAAUAAAUGUUUUUCUACCAUGACCGACUAA